This is a messenger RNA of Ichthyophthirius multifiliis, 1758 nucleotides long. RefSeq names its product Ras family protein, putative. The record is from RefSeq and is a predicted model, not a curated record. Gene Ontology annotation, molecular function: GTP binding; GTPase activity. The transcript is spliced from 9 exons. NCBI's taxonomy places the organism in Eukaryota, Ciliophora, Oligohymenophorea, Hymenostomatida.
AUGAAAUAAUAUUUUAAAAUAUAAAAUGAUCACUAAUAUUUUUUCGAUGAAGCCUGGUUUGCAAAAGAUGAAACAGUAUUAUUUAUUCCAGAGAAGUUUAUAUUUUUAUACAAUAAUUAUGAAGAAGAUAACGUCCAAAUGGAAAAAACAUGGAAAUAAAUAGAUUUACGUUCUAAUAUAAAGCAUGGAGUACUCGAAAGAGAUGAUAAAACUGAAGUUUUAGCCCCCAAAUGGAAAUAUUUAAUUAGAAAAGGUGUACCAAUGUAAAUAAUGAAACAAAUAAUACUUGAUAUUUACAAAAGAACAUUUACAGAUAACGAAAUGGAAUAUUAAAUUGCAUUAAAAAUAGUUUUUAAAGAUUAAAUUCCUGCUAAUUUUAGAAACACUCCUAUUUUUAUGCAAGACAAUAGACCCUUAGAGGAAAUAGUUAAAAUAAAUAUUCUAAACAAAUAAGGUUAUGACGCUUUAAAAAGAAUAAUGUGGGUUUUAACUGAAAUGUAUUUUUAAAUUGAAUAUAAUCCAAUGGUUAUUUAAAUUGCGUCAAUGCUUCUUGUGUUUAUUAAAGAAGAAGAUGCUUAUUGUGUAUUAAAGUGUAUGAUUGAGGAUUCUAUUAAAUUAUUAAAUACUAAUAAUUAAGGUGAUGAAGUAUAGAGAGCUAUGAGAUGGCAUUUUUUAAUGAAUAAAAAUGAUUUUGUUAGAUUUUUAAAGGCGUUUUUUGAUACUUUGGAAAUUAUUUGGGAUUGGCUACCUUCUGUACUUAAGCUUUGUGAUCCUAUUUAAAUAUGGGCAACUAGUAAAGAUGGAUUUUCUUUGAAUAAUUUAUACAAAAAAUGUGAAAAUUAUAUAGGUAAAUAAAUGUUAAUUUUAAUAAAAUCUGAUGUUAAUAAUGCUAUAUUCGGUGUUUAUUGUGAUGAAAUGCUUUCUUUAGAUUCAAAAAGAACUUAUUAUGGCUCAAGUGAAACGUUCGUAUUUUAGCUAUAUCCUAAUAAAAUUAAAUAUGAAAGUUAAACAGAAGAUAACCAUCAUUGUUAUUCUUGUAAGGAUUAUUUUACUUUUGGAUCUAAUGGUAGAAUGACAUCGAACUUCUCUACAACUACCCGAGUUAAGCAUAAAAUAAUAUUUUUAGGCGAUUAAUAAGUAGGAAAAUCAUGUAUUAUUGAGCGUUUUAUGUAUGAUGUAUUUGAUGAAAAAUCACAUUCAACAGUAGGAGUUGAUUUUUUAGCAAAAACAUUACAUACUGGUGAUAAAAGUGUGCGCCUUUAAUUAUGGGACACUGCAGGUUAAGAAAGAUUUAGAAGCUUAAUACCUUCAUAUUUAAGAGAUGCAAAUUGUGCAAUAAUUGUGUUUGAUGUUACAACAAAGGAAAGUUUAGAUAAUAUAGAUAAAUGGAUUAAAGAUUAUAAAGAUAAUAGAGGAACUGAGGCAUAUUGUGUUUUAGUUGCAAAUAAAAUUGAUUUAAAAUUAUCAAGGGUUAUUACAACUGAAACAGCAUAAUAAAAAGCAUAAAGUUUAAAUAUGCCGUAUUAUGAAGUUUCAGCAAAAUCAGGGGAAAAUAUAUUAGAGACUUUUAAGUAAGUUUCAACUUAUUUACAGUAAGUAUAAGAAAAUCAUAACUAAGAUAAAAAUGAAAGUUAGUAAUAAUAAUAAAUAAAUCCAGAACAUAGUAUGGCUACAAAUAAGGAAACUAUAUAAUUAAAAGAAAAUCAAAAAAAAGAUGAAUAAUAAUAAGUUAUUAAAAAAAAAUGUUGUUCUUAAUGA